This is a messenger RNA of Choloepus didactylus (southern two-toed sloth), 4346 nucleotides long. RefSeq names its product microtubule affinity regulating kinase 4 (gene MARK4). Gene Ontology annotation, molecular function: protein serine/threonine kinase activity; ATP binding; tau-protein kinase activity. Lineage: Eukaryota; Metazoa; Chordata; Mammalia; Pilosa; Megalonychidae. The transcript has 18 exons. The record is from RefSeq and is a predicted model, not a curated record. Gene Ontology annotation, biological process: protein phosphorylation; intracellular signal transduction; microtubule cytoskeleton organization. Gene Ontology annotation, cellular component: cytoplasm. Bases 444 to 2681 code for a protein of 745 amino acids.
CGGCCCCCGCCCGCCUGCCCGUCGCCCCCAUGGCGCCCGGGGUCCCCACUCUGCGGGGCCACUAGGACCCUCGGCGUCCCCUCCCCUCCCCCGCCCUGCCCCCUCUCCCGCGGCGCGAACCCGGGCGUCCCCGGCGCCCAGCUUUUGAGCUCGUGCCCCCAGUUCGGCCGGGGGGGGGAGGGGAAGAGAGGGGACCCCGGGACCCCCGCCCCCCCCACCCGGCCGCUCCCGCCCCCAGGGACUGGGAGAAGAUGUCUUCGCGGACGGCGCUGGCCCCGGGCAACGAUCGGAACUCGGACACGUCACUACAGGAAGUCACAGUCCAGGGGCCAAAUUCUGCCUCUGCCAGCCGGAUUGCUGGGUGACCUCAGGCAACUGGUUCUCCCUCUCUGAGCCUCAGUUUCCUGCUCUGGAAAAAUGGGGGUUACCUAGAGACGAGACGGAUGAGCCUGGCAUGUAGGGAGCGCUCACAGCACGGCACCCUGGGCAGUGGCCGCUCCUCGGACAAAGGGCCGUCCUGGUCCAGCCGCUCCCUGGGUGCCCGCUGCCGGAACUCCAUCGCCUCCUGCCCCGAGGAGCAGCCCCACGUGGGCAACUACCGCCUGCUGAGGACCAUCGGGAAGGGCAACUUUGCCAAAGUCAAGCUGGCUCGGCACAUCCUCACGGGCCGGGAGGUUGCCAUUAAGAUCAUCGACAAAACCCAGCUGAACCCCAGCAGCCUGCAGAAGCUGUUCCGAGAAGUCCGCAUCAUGAAGGGCCUGAACCACCCCAACAUUGUGAAGCUCUUCGAGGUGAUCGAGACCGAGAAGACGCUGUACCUGGUGAUGGAAUACGCCAGUGCCGGAGAAGUGUUUGACUACCUCGUGUCACAUGGUCGCAUGAAGGAGAAGGAAGCUCGAGCCAAGUUCCGACAGAUCGUUUCGGCUGUGCACUAUUGUCACCAGAAAAACAUCGUCCACAGGGACCUGAAGGCCGAGAACCUCCUGCUGGACGCCGAGGCCAACAUCAAGAUCGCCGACUUUGGUUUCAGCAAUGAGUUCACCCUGGGCUCCAAGCUGGACACGUUCUGCGGGAGCCCCCCGUACGCCGCCCCGGAGCUGUUCCAGGGCAAGAAGUAUGACGGGCCGGAAGUGGACAUAUGGAGCCUUGGCGUCAUUCUGUACACCCUCGUCAGCGGCUCUCUGCCCUUUGACGGGCACAACCUCAAGGAGCUGCGGGAGCGGGUCCUCAGAGGGAAGUACCGGGUCCCUUUCUACAUGUCAACCGACUGUGAGAGCAUCCUGCGGAGAUUUUUGGUGCUGAACCCAGCGAAACGCUGUACUCUGGAGCAAAUCAUGAAAGACAAAUGGAUCAACAUCGGCUACGAGGGUGAGGAGCUGAAGCCAUACACAGAGCCCGAGGAGGACUUUGGGGACACCAAGCGAAUCGAGGUGAUGGUGGGCAUGGGCUACACACGGGAAGAAAUCAAAGAGGCCUUGACCAGCCAGAAGUACAACGAAGUGACCGCCACCUACCUCCUGCUGGGCAGGAAGACUGAGGAGGGCGGGGACCGUGGCGCCCCGGGGCUGGCCCUGGCACGGGUGCGGACGCCCAGUGACAUCCCCAACGGAACGAGCUCCAGCAAAGCCACCAGCCACAGCAAAGGGCAGCGGACUUCCUCCUCCACCUACCACCGCCAGCGCCGACACAGCGACUUCUGUGGCCCAUCCCCUGCACCCCUGCACCCCAAGCGCAGCCCGACCAGCACUGGGGAGGCGGAGCUGAAGGAGGAGCGCCUGCCCGGCCGGAAGGCGAGCUGCAGCGCCGCGGGAAGCGGGAGCCGGGGGCUGCCCCCCUCCAGCCCCAUGGUCAGCAGCGCCCACAACCCCAACAAGGCUGAGAUCCCCGAACGGCGGAAGGACAGCACGAGCGCACCUAACAGCCUUCCCCCCAGCAUGAUGGCCCGCAGAAACACCUACGUGUGCACAGAGCGCCCGGGGGCUGAACGCCCUUCCCUCUUGCCAAAUGGCAAAGAAAACAGCUCAGGCACCCCACGGGUGCCCCCCGCCUCUCCCUCCAGUCACAGCCUGGCUCCCCCAUCAGGGGAGCGGAGCCGCCUCGCCCGCGGCUCCACCAUCCGCAGCACCUUCCAUGGUGGCCAGGUCCGGGACCGGCGGGCAGGGGGCGGGGGAGGCGGGGGUGUGCAGAACGGGCCCCCAGCCUCGCCCACCCUGGCCCACGAGGCCGUGCCCCUGCCCACUGGGCGGCCCCGCCCCACCACGAACCUCUUCACCAAGCUGACCUCCAAACUGACCCGAAGGGUCCCAGACGAACCUGAGAGAAUCGGGGGACCUGAGGUCACAAGUUGCCAUCUACCUUGGGAUCAAACGGAAACCUCCCCCCGGCUGCUCCGAUUCCCCUGGAGUGUGAAGCUGACCAGCUCGCGCCCUCCCGAGGCCCUGAUGGCAGCUCUGCGCCAGGCCACGGCGGCCGCCCGCUGCCGCUGCCGCCAGCCACAGCCAUUCCUGCUGGCCUGCCUGCACGGGGGUGCGGGCGGGCCCGAGCCCCUCUCCCACUUCGAAGUGGAGGUCUGCCAGCUGCCCCGGCCAGGCCUGCGGGGAGUUCUCUUCCGGCGUGUGGCGGGCACUGCCCUGGCCUUCCGCACCCUUGUCACCCGCAUCUCCAACGACCUCGAGCUCUGAGACGCUGUGGCCUGGGUCCCUCCCCUGCUGCUCUGUUGCCCCCUUUGCUUCCAUAGGACGGGCAGGGGCAGGGAAGGGCUUCUCCCUUUGUCAUUGCCUCGGUUUCCCCGAAGUAGGUUUUGGAGGCAGAGUGUUCUCUCUGCCCUUCUGCAGGACUGAGGGAAGGAUGGGGCGGGAGGAGCUGGCGCCUUCCCAGAGCCUCCUGCCGGUCUUGUCCCCCUGCCUUGCCCCACCGUGGGGCAACUGAGGAGACUUUGGGGGCAGGGCAGGGGCAGGAGGGGACACUGAGGAAACCCUUCCAUCCCUCACAGCAGCUCAAGCAUUGCUCCUUGGGCUGGGGUGGAGAGAGUUGCUGAGCCUAAAGACUGGGGAAUUUGGCGGACUGUGAGUGGGGGUCAGAGAGGCAAAUUCCUUCCCAUCCCCCCUCCCUCUCCCUCAUGCUCGAACCCCCCCUUUCUGCCCCAGGCUGGCGCGGGGCACUUUGUACAAAUCCUUGUAAAUACCCCCCACCCUCCCUCUGCAGAGGUCUCUAGAGGUUUUUAAGUUAUUACACUCCCACUCUCCUGUCCAGCCCCCUCCCCUGCAGCCUGGUGCCCAAUAAACUUAGGAGAGUCUCCCCCCUCCCCCCAACGCGGAACCUGGGGUUCUCCUUCCCUAUCCUUCACCCGCAAGGGAGACAAAGAGGAGAUGUGUGGCUUUGGGCCAAUGAUUUCUCCUUUCUGAGCCUCGGUUUUCUCAUCUGUAGAAUGGGAGCAGUGGGGGGAUGAAAGUCAAGGAGGAUCAUGGGAGAGGGCAGGGUGGAGCUCUGCCUCCUCCGUGGGGCCCCAGCUCUGGAAUUGGGACGCCCACCAACCCACCCAUACACACACCCACCCAUCUGCCCAUGUUACACUGGACUCGGCCACUUCUUACUCCAGUAGUGCAUUUAUUCAAUAAAUAGUCAUUGACAGGUGCCGACUCCGUGCCAGGCCCAGUGCUGGAGACAUGAGGACCCUCUGUCUGGGGGGGCAUGAAUUCUGGCACAAUUGCUAGAAAAACAAAUUCCCUGGGGCACCUGGAAGAGGGAGUGCAGGCGGGUUGGAGAAGAUUUCACAGGAAUGUAUGCUGGAGUUGGGUUUUGAAGAAUAAGUAAGAGUUGACCAGGCAUUGAGUAUGACCUGAACAAAACCCUGGAGGGAGGGGGUGCAUGGUAUAUCUUCAGAGAACUAGGGGUAAAUUCAGCAUGGCUAUUAGGUUGUAAGCAGGUAGAGGAUUGGCUAGAGGAAUGCCAUAUUAGGACUAACAAUUAUUCUAUACUGCUUUAGCAAAAAGAAUUGGUGGCUUAUGUUACAAGGGUGCCUGGCUUCAGGCAUGGUUGGAUCCAGGCUUCCUCACCUCUGCGUUUUCCAGUGGUAGUUUCAUUCCAGUAGACUCUCCUUUUCCAGUGGCAAAGAUGACCCCGACAGUUCCAAGCUUGUGUCCCUUAAGUUUAGCAGCUGAAAGAAAAGUCCUCAAACCCAGGUUCAGGCAAAAGUCCUAGGGCAGACGCUCAUUGGCCAAGGUGUCAUGUGAUCCCUGAACCAAUCACUGAGACUCUCAUGAUUGACCUGGAGCACUUGCUCUUGCCCGGAACAGACCUGGACUUGGAGGAGGUCCCCCAAAGGAUGGUCAAGGUGUGAGCAGAAG